This is a messenger RNA of Peniophora sp. CBMAI 1063, 867 nucleotides long. The record is from the annotation of a GenBank genome assembly. Lineage: Eukaryota; Fungi; Basidiomycota; Agaricomycetes; Russulales; Peniophoraceae.
AUGACGAGCGCUUUGAGCGGGCCUUCCACAUUGACCGAUAUCAUAACCCCUCAAUUCCACCAGAAUGUAUUCCAAGAGGAGAACUUCAUAAAGACGGAACUACACAUCAAGCUCGACAAAGGCUGCCCCCUCGGCCCGCUCCACUGCCCCCUCCGCCACACCUACCCCUCCGCCGAGAACUUCCAGCCGCCCAAGCCCGCGCCCACGCACACGCGCGACAUGCAGCGCCUCGCGACCGUCUGCAAGCACUGGCUGCGCGGCCUGUGCAAGAAGGGCGACGCGUGUGAGUUUCUGCACGAGUACAACCUGCGGCGCAUGCCGGACUGCUGGUGGUAUGCGAAGUACGGGUAUUGUUCGUCGGGCGAUGAGUGUUUGUAUUCGCAUCCGCGGGAGAAGAGGGUUGAGUGUCCGGAUUAUAAGCGCGGGUUUUGUAAGCUUGGCCCGAAGUGCCCUCGUAAACACGUUCGGCGAGUCGCGUGUCAGGCCUAUUUGAACGGUUUCUGCCCGCUAGGUCCGGAGUGCCCGAAGGGACAUCCCAAACCCCAACUCCCGCAGCCUUCAGAAUACAACCCCCCACCACUACCCAACCAGCGAGACCUCGGACCUCCACCCCCAGGCUACGGCCGCUACGCCGACUUCGACCCCACCAAUGCGCGUUCAGGCGGUGGACAGAACUACGGUGGCGGCGGCAGUGCAGGCAGAAGCGGAGGCGGCGAGUUCAGCGGCCCGCCUCGGCGGAAUCUGGACGAAGUGCUGUGCUUCAAGUGUGGCGAGAAGGGUCAUUAUGCGAAUCAUUGCAGGAAUCGGAAUGUACCGGGUAAUCGGGGAGGAGUUGAACGGGGGCCGAAGCGGUACGACGAGGAGUAG